Molecule: messenger RNA, 733 nt
Organism: Camelina sativa (false flax)
Lineage: Eukaryota; Viridiplantae; Streptophyta; Magnoliopsida; Brassicales; Brassicaceae
Source: RefSeq, a predicted model, not a curated record
CCAAUGUUAACAUUUUUUUUCCUUGACAAGGAUGAAAAGCUCUCCGAGACCAAUCUUAACAUUUGUCUCGAGCUUCUCCUGCACAAUGAUGAAAAGCUCUCUUUGUUUUCAAAGUGGGCACAAAUUAAAGACGUUGUGCAAUGCGUUUCAAAUGGGGUCGGUUAGUACCCGAAUACAACAGACCUACAUACAUAUUACAGAUAUGGAUCUUAGCGAGUUGUCAUUAUUGUCACAACCUUCUCAUAUAAGGAAUUGGUUUCCCAGCUAUGUUUCUGAAUUGCAAACAAGUGAUGAAGAUUGUUUGUCUCCUAUAGACAACUGUGAAUCUACAAAUGUUACAGACUUACCACCGUAUACAUCAAAGGUUAAAGAUAGAUUUCAGCUGCAGGAUUUCGGUGAUGACACUCACUUGGAAGAAGACAAAAUAUCCAGUACUUCUCUAGAAACUAUGAGGAAGGAAGAGUCUGCACAAAGAAGCAAUGAUGGUGAAAUCAUUGCCUUAAGGAACAGUGUGAAAUAUCUAGAAACGGUUGUGGAAAAUUUGCAUCACCAUAUCAUUCGUUUAGUUGCUAACAAUGGCAAGAAAAAAAUGUAAUGAUAUAAGUUUAUAAGUAUUUUCAUAUUUUCUGUAAUGACUUAUGUAAUUGGUGAUGACACUUAUGAUGUUAGAUUAUCAUUGAUAUAAGUUUUUAAAUAUUUUCAUAUUUUCUGUAGUGACUUAUGUAAUAUUAUG